Molecule: messenger RNA, 3634 nt
Organism: Diaporthe batatas
Lineage: Eukaryota; Fungi; Ascomycota; Sordariomycetes; Diaporthales; Diaporthaceae
Product: exosome catalytic subunit DIS3
Exons: 2
Coding region: 226-3183 (985 amino acids)
Biological process (GO): rRNA catabolic process
Cellular component (GO): cytoplasmic exosome (RNase complex); nuclear exosome (RNase complex)
Molecular function (GO): endonuclease activity; RNA binding; 3'-5'-RNA exonuclease activity
Source: RefSeq, a predicted model, not a curated record
CGGACGACAGAGGCUUACUAAUUCCCUGGGCAUCUGCUGCACUGGCCGCCGAGAACAAGGAGAAUCCAUCCAAAGCCUUGCAUCAUCCAAGAAGCAGGCCUCGCCUUAUCGAUAAACCCCGGGCCCAGACCCAUUGAAAUUUCAAUAGACUACAUCACAUCAGAAGCGGCCGUUCACAGCAACAGACGGAUCACACCAGAUGCCCAGACAAUAGACUUCGCCGAGAUGACCAGUCUAAAGAGGAGCCUGGGCUCCGACCCGCUGGCCUCAAGCAUCGCCAGCAAGGUCUACAUCCGUUCCACCAAGGCUGGCAAGCUGCAGAAGAUUGUCAAGGAGGUGUACCUGAGGCAAGACAUCCCCUGCUCCUCCAACUUAUGUUCGAGCUGCCUCAAGUCUGCCCCUCGAGAUGCAGCAGGGAGAGUCGCGCCUUUUGUGCUCUCCCGGGAGCCUGCUGGCACCAAAGCCUUCCCCAAGGGCCACUACCUCGUCCCCGACACCAAUGCGUUCCUCAACGCCAUGGACCUCUUUGAGCAGAGCUCAGCUUUCUACGACGUCGUCGUGCUGCAGAUUGUCCUCGAGGAGCUGCGCAACCGCUCUCUCCCGCUGUACAAUCGUCUCAUCGGCCUCACCAAGAGCGACGAGAAGCGCUUCUACGUGUUCUUCAACGAGUUUCGCCUCGAGACCUAUGUCGCCCGUGAGUCUGGCGAGACCGUCAAUGAUCGCAAUGACCGCGCCGUGCGCAAGGCCGUCGCGUGGUAUGGCGAGCACCUGGCCAGGACCAAGGCGAAGAAGGUGCCCACCGUGGUCAUGCUCAGCAACGACCGCGACAACCUGCGGAAAGCCAAGGCAGAGGGAAUCGCGGCGUGCUCUCUGGGCGAGUACGUCAAGGGCCUGGAGAACGCGGAUGAGCUAAUGGAUAUGAUCCCCGAGUCGCAGACAGAGGUCGACAAAUCGCGCGGCCCCGGUGGCCACAUCUACCCAGACUAUUACUCAAUGUCCAAGAUGAUGACGGGGGUCAAGGGUGGACUCCUCCAUCAGGGCGUGUUCAACACGUCUCCUUAUAAUUACCUGGAGGGCUCAGUUCGAGUGCCUGCUUUCCCCAAGGCACUGAUAGUCAUGGGCAGAGAGAGCAUCAACAGGGCGGUCGACGGCGAUGUUGUCGUCGUCGAGGUCUUACCCAAAGACCAGUGGAAAGAGCCAUCCACACAGAUCAUCGAGGAAGAAGCACUAACAAAGAACGAAAAUGCAGAUGGUGACGAAGGGGAGGAACUAGUCUCAGUCAAGGAGAAGAAGGCGCUUCAGGACGAGGUGAAGAGGACACAGGGCAAGACAGGAGAAGGCCAUGCUCAGCCGACUGCAAAAGUCGUGGGUGUAAUCAAACGCAACUGGCGCCAAUACGUCGGCCAUAUCGACCAGUCGUCGGUCGGCCAAUCCUCAACGCAAGGAAGGAGGCAAGAUACGGUAUUUCUCGUUCCCAUGGACAAGAAAAUCCCCAAGAUUCGGCUGCGCACGCGGCAGGUGGCAGAUUUGCUCGGAAAGAGGAUAUUGGUCACUAUGGAUGCAUGGGACCGCGAUUCGAGACAUCCUGUAGGACAUCUCGUGCGAACUCUCGGCGAGAUGGAGACCAAAGCUGCGGAGACGGAGGCAUUGCUUCUCGAAUAUGACGUACAAUACCGACCGUUCCCCAAGACUGUGCUGGACUGCCUGCCAAAGGAAGGACAUGACUGGAAGGUCCCAGCCAGUACAGACGAUCCAGGAUGGAGAGACCGAGAGGAUCUACGAGGGCUGCUAAUCUGCAGUAUCGACCCCAUCGGGUGUCAAGAUAUUGACGAUGCUUUGCACGCAAAACCAUUACCAAAUGGUAAUUUCGAGGUUGGAGUGCACAUCGCCGAUGUGUCACAUUUUGUGAAGCCAAACAACGCGAUGGACACCGAGGCUAGCAUACGCGGCACAACGGUAUAUCUGGUUGACAAGCGGAUCGACAUGCUUCCGAUGCUCCUCGGAACGGACCUCUGCUCUCUCAAGCCCUAUGUGGAGCGAUACGCUUUCUCGGUACUCUGGGAGAUGAACGCCAACGCUGAUAUCGUCAAUGUGCGGUUCACCAAGUCUGUCAUCAAGUCAAGGGAGGCUUUCAGCUACGAGGAGGCGCAGCUCAGAAUCGACGAUGCGUCGCAGCAGGACGACCUCACCCAGAGCAUACGAGCGCUACUCAUGCUCUCCAAGAAAUUGAAGCAGAAGCGCAUGGACGCUGGUGCACUGAGCCUGUCCUCGCCCGAGGUCAAGGUGCAGAUGGAGUCCGAAACGUCAGACCCUAUCGACGUCAAGACGAAACAGCUCCUAGACACCAACUCUCUUGUCGAGGAAUUCAUGCUUCUCGCCAACAUCAGCGUUGCUGGCAAGAUCUACGAGGCGUUCCCACAGACCGCCAUCCUCCGACGCCACGGCGCCCCGCCCAAAUCCAACUUUGACGAGCUUUCCAACCAACUCAAGGUCAAGCGGGGCCUGGAGCUGUCGGUGGACUCGUCACGCGCCCUGGCCGACAGCCUCGACGCGUGCGUGGAUCCCAACGAGCCCUUUUUCAACACUCUGGUCCGCGUCAUGGCCACGCGCUGCAUGAUGAGCGCUGAGUACUUCUGCUCGGGGACGCAAUCGUACCCAGAGUUCCGCCACUACGGCCUCGCGUCCGAGAUCUAUACGCACUUCACGUCGCCGAUCCGGCGGUACGCAGACCUGGUGGCGCACAGGCAGCUCGCCGCGGCGAUCGAGUACGAGCCCGUGGCGCCGUCGGUGCGGAGCCGCGGCCGGCUGGAGGCGGUGUGCAAGAACAUCAACGUGCGGCACCGCAACGCGCAGCUGGCGGGCCGGGCCUCGAUCGCCUACUACGUCGGGCAGGCGGUCCGCGGCAGGGUCACCGAGGAGGACGGCUUCGUCAUGAAGAUCUUCAGCAACGGCUUUGUCGUCCUCGUGCCCCGCUUCGGUAUCGAGAGCGUCAUCCGCCUGCGGGACCUCGGCGAGCCAGAGCCGCAGGCCACGUACGACGCCGAGAACUACGUCCUCAAGACCUCGGGGAGCAGGGAGGUCACCGUGGAGCUGUUCCAGAAAGUCAGGGUUAGGAUCAGUGACCAGAAGGAAGAGUCGACGGGCAAGAGGACUGCCAAGAUGGAGCUGGUUUCUGUACUUUGAAUAAAUGACAAGCCAUAGACUGCCCCACGGUAUUUUGGGGCCGGAUGCGCUUGAGAUGGCGUGAUCUGGCUCAGGCCACGGCGAAAUUUGAGCUAAGCAACGCUUGUCCAAUGUUGCAAUAAAUGAAUCGAGCGUGGUAGAUGACAGAUGGUACAACUUGGUGGACCCUCCCUCGAACAGCACAUCGUAAGUGAAAUGAUAUUAUAAUACUGAAUAAAACGACAUGAGUACCUUGUGGCCGAUACAUUGGGCCACGCAAGGCUGACAUACGUUACCCUUCGGACCCUCAAAGUUCUGGACCUAUUCCUAUCUCUUGGGCCUUCCUCCCUUGGAUCUCAGUCAUCCCCGAGGACAGACCUGGGCUCCUGUUGCCCUACACCGACAUGUACAGGACCAUGGUGCUGAUGAAAGCUUCAAAACCAGGGCCUGUUUUCGUCUGCGAGGUUGAUAA